Molecule: messenger RNA, 1491 nt
Organism: Penicillium brasilianum
Lineage: Eukaryota; Fungi; Ascomycota; Eurotiomycetes; Eurotiales; Aspergillaceae
Source: the annotation of a GenBank genome assembly
AUGACUGCGUCUACCCCGGAUCGCAGGAUAUCCGACAUGGAUAUCGUGUCUGAGAAGCAUGUCGUGGACGCAAAAGUCCUCGAUUCACCACCCAGUGAAGUCGAUCAGGGCAUCGUCAAAGACUGGGAUGGCGAAGAGGCCUCUGUGAAGCGCAAGAUCGACUUUAUCCUCCUCCCGAUCCUUGCUCUCGCCUUUUUCGCUCUGCAGCUGGACCGUGGUAACACCAGUGCAGUCUUGACCUCCACCAUCACCAAAGACCUGCACAUCACUACCAAUCAGAUCAAUGUCGGCAGCCAGCUCUUGUCCGCCGGAAUCGUGCUCGCCGAGAUUCCCUCCAACAUUAUAAUGCAGCGUGUUGGGCCUCGGGUAUGGCUAUCGGGUCAGUUAUUUGCAUGGGGUCUCGUUGCCACCUUCCAAGCCUUUGUACAGUCAUAUCCCGCUUUCUUGGUCACAAGGAUUCUGUUGGGUCUCUGUGAGGGUGGUUUCAUUCCUGGUGCCUUGUACUACGUUUCCACCUGGUAUAAGAAGGAUGAGACUAGUCUUCGGACGAGUCUGUUCUUUUAUGGGCAGAUGUUUUCUUCGGCUACGUCGAGCUUGAUCUCGGCUGGUCUCCUGAAACUCGACGGUCGCCAUGGUCUGGAGGGUUGGCGUUGGGUUUUCCUCGUCGAGGGAGUCAUGACCCUCGUCAUCGGAGUCAUUUUCACUCUUCUGGUACCUCCCAGCGCCGGCGACGGUCGGGCUCUGAUCAGCUUCGGCCGCUGGAGCUAUUUCACCGAGCGCGAAUCGCACAUCAUCCGGAACCGUGUCCUGUUGGAUGAUCCCCGCAAGGCUCGGGGCCAUAUUCAGAUCUCGCGUAGUGAUAUCUGGCAAACCCUCAAGCAGCCCCGAAUCAUGCAACAUGUGUUCUUGACCCUCGUUGCUAUGUCGGGUUUCCAGGGCUUGACCCAAUAUACGCCCACUCUGAUUAAGACGAUGGGCUUCAGUUCAAUUCGGGCCAAUGUGCUCGCUUCGGUCCCGGUCUACUGCGGUAUUGUGUGGCUGACAGCUUUGGCCGUCGCAGCCGAUUGGACAAACCUUCGUGGUCCUAUUGUGCUUUUAGCUAUCACGUGGAACGUGAUCUCCUAUGCCUGCCUGCGAACAACUCCAUCUACCGCCUCGAAGUGGCAUAAAUACGGCGUGAUCGCAGUAGCAAACGUGUCGUAUUGCAGCAUGCAUAUUCUGAACGUUGGCUGGCUGUCUACAUUUUGCCGCACCCCCCAAGAGCGCAGCGUUGCGAUGGCUCUGGUUGUUAUGGCGGCCAAUUGCGCGGGAAUUUCCGGCUCACAGAUCUUCCGUACGGCAGAUGCACCCAAAUAUCUGCAUGGUCUCACCGCAAUCUGUGCUCUGGCGGGUGCUUCGUGGGUUCUGGCAGCGAUCCUUUGCGUACAAUAUUAUACUCGUCGGCGCAAGGAAGAGCCCAAGUCGGAGACAAAGCCAGACACUGUGGCUUAG